Messenger RNA from Parasteatoda tepidariorum (common house spider), 8247 nucleotides. The record is from RefSeq and is a predicted model, not a curated record. NCBI's taxonomy places the organism in Eukaryota, Metazoa, Arthropoda, Arachnida, Araneae, Theridiidae.
AGCCACAACCCACAGCUGACGCAUGCGCAGAAGAGCCGGUGUUAAGAGGUGAAAACACUGAAAGAUGGUCACGGUGAAAUUGUGUAGUGAGUGAAAGCUGAAAUAUUUUGUAGUGUUUGGGAAAAUAACACAUGAUUUCUCCGUAGAACUGUACAUAUUCUCAUGGCCGAAUCAAAGCGGAUAACUUUAGAUGCACCUAAAGCCCUGCAACGUGAAAAAAAAGUGAAAGAAAUCCCUCCAACUUUUAGGUUUGAUUUGAAUCUAAAUGUAAAUGACAAGAAUACAGACUGUGCCGAGUUUUCAUAUGCGGAGUUAGUGAAAGAAGCUCGGUCAUCUGAACAAGAGUCUAAACAGAUUGGCAGUGAUGAUCCAUUUUCUCUCGAUGAAAAUGUGGAGGAAUUGCAAGCAAUCGCUAGAAAAUUUGAAGAGAAAUAUAACCCUAAGCCUGGUAGGAAGAAAAAGAAAAAAAUGGCCAUAUCUGAAGAUUAUAUAGACAAAGGGAUGGGAUAUGACGAGACUGAUCCAUUCAUUGAUAAUGGGGAAGCUUAUGAUGAACUCGUGCCAUCAAGUUUAUCUACCAAAUUUGGAGGGUUCUAUAUCAACAAAGGUGAAUUAGAGUUUAGGAAUAACUCUGAAUCUGAAAAUGGUACUGAUGGCAAACCAAGGAAAAAGAGAAUUAAACAAGGCACAGAUAAAGAAAAGAAAAAGCGUCGAUUUGGUUUUGACGAAAAUCAAAAACGUCGAGGAAGAAAACCAUUUAGUGACUCUGAAAGUGCCUUAAUGAAACCUAAGAAGAAACCUCAGCUUACUGUAGCUGAUAUGUUGCAACAACACAAAGAAUAUCAACAGCGCAUACAACAGGAAAAUAUUAAAAAAAUGCAGCUCAUCCCCAUUCCAGUUGAGCGUGAAGUAGAAAGUGAAGAAUUUGAGGAAGACAAUGUGGAAACUCCUUCACAAGUGCUACAAAUUCCUGGGCAGGCUUCUACUAUAUCUGAAGCAAUUGAAUCUGUUGUCAAAGCUGCUGCAGAAGAUAUGACAAGUAAUGGUUCAGCUGGUCUGAUUACUGGUAGUAGUGAUGGUGAGGAAGCUAAAAUACCUGCUGAAAACUUAGAGGCUCCUAGAUUGCCAGAAAAUUUGCCUCCAGAACUAGAUGUUGUUGUUGCUCAGUUAAAAGAGGCUGCAUACCGAUCUGAAGAAGGAAAGUGUAAAUUUUUUAGUGAUGAAGUUAACAGGAUGCUUUUGAGUGUUGAAUUAAGAGCUCAAGAACUGACUAGUGCUCAACGAUCAAUCAUUUAUGCCCAUCUUGCCUCUCAUCUUCCUUGUACUAAAGAAACUUUACAAAAACGAGCAAAAAAAUUAAGACUAGAUCAAGAAGAUGGAAAAUUAAGAGAACCAAUGCAAAGAUUAAGAGACGGUAUUGCUUCCGUUAUGCCUGCUAUGAUUGAAAAAUAUACAGCGUUAGUGAAAGCAUAUGAUGCAAGGGAUGAAAAUAAGAAAAUUGAUGUUCCCAUUGGUACAGAUGGAGAGGAAAGUCAAGAAGAAGGUGAUAAGAAAGCUUCACAUUUUCCAAAGAAAAGAUUUGAAUGGAAUGAUACUAUAAGGAAGUAUUUGUGUGACGUUGUUCGUAUUAAACUGAAGUGCUAUGAAGUCUCUAAGACAAGAAUUCAGUCUGCAGAAGAGUAUUUAAAACACUUCCUAGAAGCUGAAGUCAAAAAUUUAUGGCCACCUGGUUGGAUGCAAUCCAGAAUACUAUUCAGAGAAAGCAGAGCUGCUCAUUUUUCUAUAACGAAUAGACCAAAGAAACAAAUACUGAUCCCUAAAAAGUUGAAUCCAUUGACUCCUGUAAUGCUUACUAUGAAGCCUGCAGUGUCUCUCCUUAACAAUACUGUUAUAACUCAGGAAUCUGACUAUGAACAGUCUGUUCAUGAUAAAAGUGUGCCUUUAUUAUCAUCAGUUGAAAAUGCCGUAGAGAAAAGAGAACAUGUUGAUGUUAUGUCAUCUAAUCAGGUGCUGUCUUCUGAAGAAAGGGCAGCUGAGCUCGCAAAGCUGUUUGCAUUUCCUUUAAAGUCAGUUAUUACUGAUGAAUAUUCAGUUUUGAAAAGCCAUGAGAGUGUAGCCUCUACAAGUAAGGUAACAUAUGAACUUCCUCCUAAGACCCCUUCUCCACAUCAUGUAAAUACAAUUUCAGAUAGUUUAUUGGGAUCAAAACCUGCUACACCUAAAAGUGAUAAGCAUUCAAAAUUAACACAAAAUAAACAAACUACAUUUUCUCCUAAAGUGCCAGACUUUAACACAUUUGCAGAGGGGUCUCUUGCAUCAGAUAUGCUUGCUCGAAUAAUAUGUGCAAGUUUAGCUGAUUUUCCUUAUGCAGGUUCACAAAAUACAGACAAUACAUCAUCAAAAUCUGCUAGUGUUAUUUCACCAAACCCAUCCGUUUUAAAGGAAUCACGUACUUCUUUACCUUCUAAAUAUUCCAGUGACACUCAUACUAGUCCUAAAAAAAUAGAUAUAAAGCCAUAUAAUUUUGAUGCAAGGAAAUCUAGUCAGGAUAGUGGACAUAACUUUCCAAACCUUGCAAGUGUGGAAUCUUUUAUGAGUGCUAAAAAUCAAAGUAUACAAAGAUCUAGUGAUGCAAUUAACAAAAGUAAGAAUCAUUCUGAUAUUUCUUCUGCUGUUAAUUUGAAAUUAAAAGAUUCCAUUGUUCCUCAUUCUAGACAGUUUGCUGAAGCAUUUGAAAAAACUGAUAUCCCCCCUAUUCAAAAGCAUAAUCCCAAAAGUGUCAAAUAUUCAGCAGUUUCGUCAAUUGCCAUGACUAAUGCUUCCUCCCGAUUAAUUAGUGAACAUUUGAGUGAUUAUCCUUCGAGCACAUCUCCAAGAACUUCUUUGGAAAGUACUCAAAAAGUACCAUUUGAUCUUGCUAAGUAUAGUUCAGCUAUCUCAUCUCAGGGUACUGUUACUGCUCCAUACAAAAAACGAUCCAAGUAUAGCCAAAGUGGUAAUAAAACUAGUGAUCAGUGGUCUCAUUUUUUAGAUGCAAGCUUAGGUCCAUCCCUUUUAGAAGGGAUGAAAGGUUUUCCAUUUCCUGUUAGUUCAUUACCCACUCCACCACCUGCACAUUCAUCUUCUCCUCAUCGGACUUCAGCUCAUUCACAGCACAAUUCAUCUAGAACUACAUCACAUAUUUCUCCGGGGCUAAGAAGUAUACAUGAAUCAAAAAGUGAUACAACUAAUCAUAACACACAAGCUCAUUCCAACAUUGUCACUUCGUCUGAAAUUCAACGACGGCAGUCGUUGAUACAAGGUCCUUGGAAGUCAAGUUCAUCUCAAUCUCCAUCUACCUCUCUUAGUCAUUUCAUGGCAAGCACAUCCCCACCUAUUUCAAAUCCAUGUAAAUCUACCUCACCAAAUCAUCAUAACACUAAUUCUCAUGCUAUUAUGUCCCCAGUCCCUGCACAUUCUAUGUCACAAAUUGAAAAGGCCACUUCUGCUUACAACCGUAGUCAUAGUCCUUUACCACUUCGUGCAAGCCCUUCUCAUAUGUCUCUUAGUCAUCCAGUAAAAACCUCAUCACCAUCCAAUACAUAUUCUCAUUUGGUGACACCUCCAUUCACGACACACCAGUCCAGUCAUUCUGUGUCUUCUAACCUCCAUCAAGCUGUUGUGCGUAAUACUUAUGAUCCAUCAAACCUUACAACUACAUCCAAUUCUACUGCAGGCACAUAUACUACUAAUCAAGUUUUGAAAAUGAAUGUACAGCAGCAAUGGUACAGGAACAGUAAGACGAAUUUUUAGAGCAAUCACCAAAUUUGACAUAGCAUCAGUAAGGUUGUUUUUCUAUAAUAUUCAGUGUCUUUCUUGAAACUAGAUUCAUUUGCAGUAACUAAACAACAGGAUGAGUGUAGAUGUGUGUGACAAUAGCAAUGUAUUCUUCGCAACCCCAAGUGGAUAGGUUUAUUAUGCUUACACAUGCCACAACAAUUAGCUAUAAGAUAAAUAACGUUUUCUUACUCAAUGUGACAAAAAAGUGAAGGAAGGGAGGAAAAAAAAACUUGUAAUAAAAUUAACCAGCUUUGAAUUUUUGAUGACCCUGGGUGCUUUCAUAGUCUGUUCACCCCUAAGUACAGCCUUGGAUGGAGCACAAUUCACACACCUCUACUUGAUAACUAUGAGGUCUUUUUAUUGGUAUGUUAUGAAAGUAUGAGAAGCAAUUGUGUGUGACCUUUGGCAUUCUAGUCUUGCUACCGUAAAAUUGCUUUACACUGUUCCUUUAAAGCUUUAAAAUUGCAUUUUGACACAUUUCACAUUUAGAUGCAAAAAUUAUAGUUAUAAAGCUUUUGAAUUUACAUAUUAAUUGUCUAUUUGCUUACUGAUUAAAAUUAUUUUUCUUCUACAGAAACAAAAACUGUGAAUCCACGGACUAAUUAAGUGCCAUCUGCUUACAUAAUGUGCCGAUUAGGUGUUUGUUAUUUAUUUUCAUAGCAUCACAUUGUACAAGUUUUCAUUUAAGAAUUAAAGGAAAAUAAAGCUAAUGGAGGAGUUGAUUUUGUAUAUAUAGUUAUGUAUGUUUUGAGUGGCAGUGAGAUUUCUGUGAUUAAUUUCCUUGUAAAUGCAGCUUUGUAAAUUUAACUGCCCUUAAUGUAUGUGCAUAAUAUGGUAAAUUGGAGUGAUAAUUAUGUACAGUAUAAAUAACCCCUUCUGUAUAUUCUGUCUUGGGGCAUAUUUUUGUCAACAUGAGUGUUAUUUGUACAGUGUACAUUCAUUCUUGUUUUGCUUCCUGUGUGUUUUUAGUGAACUUCCAUUGAAAUUUAAGUCAAUAUUGACCUAGCCAAGUUUAUUUAUAUGCAGCAUUUCAAAUCAAACAAGUGUUCGUCUCUAGUUAACAGCUGUAUAAAUGAUUUUAGAAUGUGGUCAAUUUUCAACACAUUUUGUAUAUUCAUAAGAUUUUUAGAUAAUAUUGUUAAUUAUAAAAUAUUAAAUCUUUUUAUUUUAUAAUAUAGACCUUAGCAUAUCUUAAAUUACUUAACUCAUUGGUGCUUUUUAUGUGUAUUUUUUAGCUUAUAUUUAAAAGUUAAUCUUUUUUUUUUUAAACCUAUGAAGGUUUUGGUUUCCUGGUGCAUUUCAAUAAAAUAAUACUACGUAAAAUAAUGAAACAUUGUCUAUGAUAUUUUUUAUCAAGUAGCAAAAUUUAUUUAGGAAAUAACUGAUAGGAGAGAAAUGGUUUUUGCUUCAUAAAUAAUGCUUACUCUAUUGUAGACAAAAAUUGCUUAGUAUGAAUGUUUUAUUACAAAUGUAAAUGUUUAAAAACUGUUGCUGAUGUAAAAGUUUUGAUUUAUGAAUGUAAAGAUUUGGUAACAGACUGUUUAAGAAAAAGAGCUCUGAGUGUUGUAUAAAUUUUUUUUUUUCUUAUUGAGAGAAUAUAACAAAUUUUUGUUUUUAUUUAUUUUGUUUAAGAAACAUUGAUGUUGUUUUGAAAUCAAAUUUUACAAAUGUGAUGUUACAGGUUUUUAUGCAACUGUAGUUACAAGCAAUAAAAGCUAUCUAUUCUGAAAAAUUAAUGUUUCUUUAAUGAUUUAAGUAUUUUUUAAGUUUUGUUCAUGAUAAUGCUGGAUCAAUUAACAUUCAGUCAAGUGCUCAUGUUUGGAAUAAUUUGGUGAUUUUCUCAUCUGGCAUUCCGCUAAUAUUUUAAGAGUAGAUUGUUUGAAGAAAAUUGCAUGAUCAUCAAAAAGAAUGGUGAAUUGAUAACUAAUUUGCCAUUGUUAAUCUGUGAUUUCUUAUUUUCAAAACACAUUUUAAAGGUCAAAGCAAUUUUCUUUGUCUAAUGUUUACUCCCCAUUAAGGACAUUGAAUUUAAUGUUAUGCUUUUUAGGUACUAUAAUAAGAUUUACCUCUGUUUGAACACUCUUACAUAUCUCGGGUCACAUUGAUUUACUCAUAUGCAUUGAAUAUGCAAGAGAUACCAUUUUGGAUUAUCUUAGCAUACAUCAGGUUAUCUUACCUGUCGAUAGACAAAAUAGUCUUGCUCUCCCUCCUGAACCAAGGCUUGAGUCUGUGACCUUGAGAUGCCCACAUUGGGUUUUUCUUUUCUUCCUGCCAGACUAAUAUUUUUUAAAAACUCUUUAAUCAACUGAGAUUGUCUACAUUUGCUCAACCCAGCGGAUACUGUCUUUCGUAGCUUUAAACUUUGCUUCAACAGCCAAGCUAAAUUAGAUGUAAAUAUUGAAUGUGAAAUAGUUUAAUUUUUAUAUAAAAAUGAAGCAUUAAAAUAGCUAAGACUUAUUUUUUAGAAAAUCAUAAUCUAUGAAAUAAAUUUUUUUUUUAAAUAAUUGAAUCAAUGUUUACCAAUGAAUCAUAGUAAAAAAGAGAAAAAAAUUACAUUAAUUUGCACUUGUGAAAUUUAUUUUUAACUGUUGUAUUGUUAAAAAUGCUAUUGACCCAUGAAAUUUGAAAAAUUAUGAGAAAAAAAAAACUGCUUAUAUAGUAAAAAUAUAUAUGAAUCAUUUUUAUUUAUGAUUAUUGAAUGAACAGAAUUUUUUUUUUUUGUAAGAAAUAAAAUUGAAUCAUUAUUUAUUAGCAUUGUUUUCUUAAAUUAUUCAUCAUUCAAAUUUAUGAUGUUGCCUCAGAGGGGAAACAGGUUAAAUAAUUUCUUUAGAACUUUUUACUUUUCAUCAAUUUUUUGUAAAUGAUAACAUUUUGUAUUGAAAGCACAUUCAAUAUAACUUAAGUAGUUUUCUUCAAAAUGUCUAAAGAAAAUUCAACAAAAUGUAGGCUGUGUUAAUUAACGUCUAAACUUAGAAAUUGACCCAAAUUUGGGCAUUUGACUGUAGUCUGAAAGUUCCUUAUAAGUAGUUUACAACUUUGCCACCAUUAAUUGCAAUUGAAGUUUGUUAUAUUUCCUCUAUUCAGAUGCUGCUACCCGUCCUAGAAUCUUGUAACAAUUUUUGUGGGGAGGGGUAAUUGUUUCAUUCAACCUAAAAUUAUCUGUUAAGUUGGCCAUAUCUUUAUUAUAUAUAUAUAUUUUAUUCUGUUCUUUGGCAUAUAUUUUGUUUGUCUUAAUUUGACUUGAUUUCUAGAAUCCUAAUAAUUCUUAUGCCAGCAAAUGGUUUAUCAUUCUAUUGUAUUUUAAGUUUAAAUUUCAAGUUAUGGUUCUUUAUUAUAUUUGUAAGCAUUUUAAAAAUUGGCAUCGUGACGUCGCUUUCAUUAUUUUAUUUGUAUUCUAUUAUAAGUUCAAACAUUUUUACUUAAGAUGGUGUAUUAACCCCUAUUAUAUUGACACCUUUUCUGUUUGCUUCCUAAUAUGAUUUUUUAUUUAAAAAAAUGCUGUAGUUGACCUUAUAUAUUUUAGUUUUAAAAAUCUACAUCAUUUUUGUUGGUUAUUGAAUUUGAUUUUUAUUUAAAGUUCAUUUGUCUAUAUAUUUUUAUUGGUUCUUUUUUAUUUUGAUUUGAAGAUUUAUUUUUCACCAUAUUUUUUUCUAUUAUAAUGUUUAAACUAUAAUAUUUGCAAUGGUUUGUUAAGCCUAAUAUGUCUAAUUAUUUUUUUAAAAUUUUGAUUAUAAAGCAUUUUUAAGUUAGAAAAUAGUUCAUUUAUCCUAAUACAUUAACAGAGUUUGAUCAUCAAUAACUUUUAAUUUGAUUUUUUUUACAGUUUGAAAUUUACAUUUAAAAAACAAAGUUUGUGUGAGGUUGACAUCUGGUCAGUCAUUUUCUCAGUUUGAUUUCCAUUAUAGUUUAAACAUUGUAAUUAAAAAAAAAAAAAAUAUUGAAGCUAAUAUUUUCUAAGUUAAUGUGUCAAAUUGACAUCUUUUUUUAUUUUUAAGUUUUUUAAUUUGAUUUCUUUUAAAGAGUAUCAGUAUUGUUAUUUUUUUAGGUUAAAUCAAAUCCAUUAUAGUACGGUUCAGUACGAACUAAACUUUUUGGUAUUGUGAUAUAGUUUACAUAUUGUAUAUUUUUAAUUGUUGGCAAUCAAUUUAAUUUUAUCUGAUGCUGCUCAUUUCAAUUUGUAUUAUAUAUACUCAGUUUUUCAUCCAGAAUGUGAGCUUCCUGUGUGGGAGAAAACUUAUUGAAAACGUAAUAUUUUUUCAAUCUGUCUAAAAUUCCAAAGUAAACUAAAUCAAAAUAUAUAGUCUUGAAAAGAGACAAAUGUAUCAUUUUUCAAAUACUUUUAUAGCAAGUUAAAUUACAAAUUUCAAUAAAAUAUGACUAAAGUAAUGUGGCAUGUUUAUAUUUGUUGAAUUAAAGUGAAUUUCUGUA